This is a messenger RNA of Anopheles marshallii, 719 nucleotides long. RefSeq names its product ATP synthase subunit b, mitochondrial (gene ATPsynB). The transcript is spliced from 3 exons. Gene Ontology annotation, molecular function: proton transmembrane transporter activity. Lineage: Eukaryota; Metazoa; Arthropoda; Insecta; Diptera; Culicidae. Gene Ontology annotation, biological process: proton motive force-driven ATP synthesis. The coding region runs from base 1 to 711 and encodes 236 amino acids. The record is from RefSeq and is a predicted model, not a curated record.
AUGCUGUCCAGAGCGGUGCUUUUGUCAGCUGCCAAGAAGCCAGCAGCACUUGUUCUGGCUCGCGGUGCUGCCAGCCAGCCCGAACGUCCGAAGCGGCCUGAGCAUGGUGGAAAAGUUCGUCUCGGUUUCCUACCCGAAGAGUGGUUCACCUUUUUCUACAACAAGACGGGAGUUACCGGUCCGUACGUGUUUGGUGCCGGUCUUCUGACGUACAUGUGCUCCAAGGAAAUCUACAUCAUGGAACACGAAUACUACAACGGUCUGUCGCUGGCCAUUAUGGUUGUAUACGCCGUGAAGAAGUUUGGUCCUUCCUUGGCUGGAUAUCUGGACAAGGAAGUCGACAAAAUCGAAGAUGAGUGGAAGGAAAGCCGCGAAAACAAUAUCCAGCAGCUGACUCAAGCCAUCGAAGACGAAAAGAAGGAACAGUGGCGUGCUGAAGGCCAGACCAUGUUGAUGCAGGCCAAGAAGGAGAACGUUGCCCUGCAGCUGGAAGCCGCCUAUCGCGAACGUGCGAUGAACGCGUACCAGGAGGUGAAGAAGCGCCUGGAUUACCAGGUAGAGCGCCAGAACGUGGAUCGUCGCAUCUCGCAGAAGCACAUGGUUGACUGGAUCGUAAACAACGUGGUAAAAUCGAUCACGCCCGAUCAGGAAAAGGAGAACCUAAACAAGUGCAUUGCUGACCUCGGUGCACUGGCCGCUAGAUCGAAGUAAACCAUGUU